Messenger RNA from Peronospora belbahrii, 345 nucleotides. Lineage: Eukaryota; Oomycota; Peronosporomycetes; Peronosporales; Peronosporaceae. The record is from the annotation of a GenBank genome assembly.
AUGAUCAUUACGACUAACAGCCGCACACCAAUGUUUGAGCUACCACCAGUGCGUCGAUUUCUGAAGGGAAGUACUACUGUGCCUUCUAGUGUUGACGAUAGUACGACAAAGUUAAAGGAAGAGGAGAGAAUGUCAGUUCCAAGCAUCUUUAGUAUAAAUCGAUGGAAGGAUAAACUCCAGAAGGCCGUCGCUCUUGUCCGGGAUAGGGCAACGACCCAAAAAACGCGUAUUGCAGAAUUUUUGGCUCAGAAUCCUGCUAUCAAGAAGGAGCUGAUAGUAGCAACUGUUUUAAUAUCGCUGAUCGUAGCAGUUCCACCUCUAGUCAAGUCAUUUUAUCCUGCAUAG